AUGGCCCUCAACAAGGAACUGUCCUCAACCUAUAACCAGUUUCUUGAAACUGCGCCGAAGGAAGUGUCUUCCAUCAUCACGGACGCGGUCAGAGACUUUAAAAACAGUUACGAUCCUGCUAGAGCGAUCCAGCCGGGGGACGCCUUUCCACAAUUUCACCUGAGCGAUGCGACCGGUAACGAAGUGUCGUUGAAUGAUCUCCUUGUUGAAGGACCCAUCCUGAUAUCUUUUUAUCGGGGUGAAUGGUGUCCCUUCUGCAACCUCGAGCUGCGUGCGCUUCAGAGCCAUAUGGACGAGUUUCACCAGAAAGGCGUGACAUUGGUAGCUGUGUCUCCGGAGCUACCUGAUCAUUCUCUGACCACAUCUGAGAAACUGUUGUUGAAGUUUCCAGUGCUUUCGGAUGUUGGUAAUCAGCUGGCGAAGAAACUUGGCCUGUUGUUCCCUCAGCCCGAGUCUAUGCGGACCGUUUUCGACAAAUUUGGCGUGGAUUGGAACCAGCGGUACGGCAAUGACAACCUGGAGCUUCCGGUUCCGGCAACUUUCCUGGUUGAUAAGAAGGGAAUUGUGCGCAAUUCCUUUGUGAAUCCUCAGUAUCGUCACCGAUUGGAGCCCGAGAUUGCUAUUGAGUGGAUUGACCGGCUUUGA
Molecule: messenger RNA, 645 nt
Organism: Penicillium roqueforti
Lineage: Eukaryota; Fungi; Ascomycota; Eurotiomycetes; Eurotiales; Aspergillaceae
Product: peroxiredoxin-like family protein
Exons: 1
Coding region: 1-645 (214 amino acids)
Biological process (GO): cell redox homeostasis; cellular response to oxidative stress
Cellular component (GO): cytoplasm
Molecular function (GO): thioredoxin peroxidase activity
Source: RefSeq, a predicted model, not a curated record